Molecule: messenger RNA, 845 nt
Organism: Leucoraja erinaceus (little skate)
Lineage: Eukaryota; Metazoa; Chordata; Chondrichthyes; Rajiformes; Rajidae
Product: protein FAM200C-like
Exons: 1
Coding region: 1-807 (268 amino acids)
Source: RefSeq, a predicted model, not a curated record
AUGAAGGAGGAGUACCUGUUCGCGGAGCCAUUGGCCACCACCACUCGGGGAGAUAUGUUCAGAAUGCUGGAAGCCUUCCUCAUCAAACAUGAGCUUGGCUGGGAACGACUUGUCGGGGUGUGUACAGAUGGGGCAUCUUCCAUGGCCGGAUGCAGAUCCGGCUUCAAAGCCUUCGUGAAGGAUGUCGCUCAACAUGUCUCCUUCGCCUACUGCAUGAUACAUCGCCAUGCUUUAGCGAUGAAGACUCUCCCUCCUGGUCUUCGAGAAGUGCUUUCAGAUGUGGUGAAGAUUGGGAACCACAUUCGAGAGAGCGCAACAAACUCAAGAAUCUUCAAAGCAAUGUGUGAAGAAAUGGGCGCCAAUUUCACUGUGCCGAUAUUACACACAGAGGAGCGCUGGCUUUUGCGUGGUAAAGUUCUCAAUCGUGUGAUUCAACUUCGAGAGGAAAUAGCGCUGUUCUUGGAGAGAGGGUGUACCGAGAAGGAGAAUCAGCUUCAUGAAAACAUGCAGGAUGAACUGUUCAUGAUGAAGGUUGCUUACUUGGCUGACUUAUUCGCCGAGGUGAAUUCCUUGAAACUGUCACUUCAAGGAAACCUCCCAAUGUUACACAUGGCUUGUGACAAAGUGGCAGCGUUCAGGAGGAAGAUUCACCUUCACCAGAGAAGAGUCCAGGACGGUUAUAUGACUACCUUUCCUGAGAUGAUGACUCUCCUAGAUGCUAUGCCAGAUUCUGAAUGCCUCUUCCACAAGGCGAUCUCAACCCACCUUCUGGCUAUUAGUGAAGCCAUCGAACAUUACUUCGCCUGACUGGACGACAGUUCUCGUGAUGAAUGGAUCGUCCAACC